Cuculus canorus (common cuckoo) is the source of this 2357-nucleotide messenger RNA. RefSeq names its product RecQ like helicase (gene RECQL). Bases 365 to 2350 code for a protein of 661 amino acids. NCBI's taxonomy places the organism in Eukaryota, Metazoa, Chordata, Aves, Cuculiformes, Cuculidae. The transcript is spliced from 15 exons. Gene Ontology annotation, molecular function: ATP binding; four-way junction helicase activity; 3'-5' DNA helicase activity. Gene Ontology annotation, biological process: double-strand break repair via homologous recombination. The record is from RefSeq and is a predicted model, not a curated record. Gene Ontology annotation, cellular component: cytoplasm; chromosome.
GCGAGGAGGGUGAUGGAGGGGCCGCUGUGACAGCAUCUCCCUGCGGCCGCUGUGGCUUCUCUUCGCUAUCCUAACCCCCCCCACCCCCGCCUUCUCUUAAUCAGCUGCGUUUGUUUUAGGGUGGUUUCUCAGGGUGUUAUGGCUGGGUGGGGGACUUCUUUACCUGCCACUAAAGUGAUGCGCCGUGCUUAUGCAAUUAUUGUUGGAUCUGUCCUCUAAUUCUAAAGGUUCUCGGUUUGAUAAUGUGCUGUUAACAUCACUGUCUUCUUAGAGUCGGGACUGAAGAGCUUUAAUUUGGAGAACGGGAGAGGAGUUGCUUGGUUAAAUAAGGUCUCCAAAGGAUAACAUUCUCUAAUCUCCAAAGAUGGCAGCUGUUGCAGUGCUAGAGGAGGUACUGGCUUCCAUUGAAAAUGAGCUGCAGGCAGUGGAGAUGCAGAUUCAGGAGCUUGUGGAUAAACAGCAGGAGCUUAUUCAAAAGAAGAUGAGGGUAAAGAAUCUGAUUAAAGAGUCCUCAGGAGACUUGGAGGCAGGCGGAAGUAAAGACACCAAAACCUCAGCUGAGUCGUGGAACAAAAAAGACUUUCCAUGGUAUGAGAAGAUAAAAACUGAGCUGCAGAAUACGUUUAAACUCCAGAAGUUUAGGUCCUUGCAGCUUGAAACAGUAAAUGCUGCAAUGGCGGGAGAGGAUAUAUUUCUCGUCAUGCCUACAGGUGGUGGAAAGAGCCUUUGCUACCAGUUACCGGCUGUCUGUUCUGAUGGUUUCACGCUCGUGAUAUGUCCUUUGAUAUCGCUUAUGGAAGAUCAACUUAUGGUUUUGGAACAGCUUGGUGUUUCUGCAACUUUAUUAAAUGCCUCAAGCAGUAAGGAACAUGUGAAGUGGGUUCAUACCGAAAUGCUAAACAGGAAUUCACAACUGAAACUCCUAUACGUAACCCCGGAGAAGAUUGCAAAAAGCAAAAUGUUUAUGUCAAAGCUAGAGAAAGCUUAUCAAGCAGGGUGUCUUGCUCGCAUUGCUGUAGACGAGGUCCAUUGCUGUAGUCAAUGGGGCCAUGACUUCAGGCCUGACUACAAGUCUCUUGGUAUCUUGAAAAGACAGUUUCCCAAUGUUCCCUUGAUUGGAUUGACAGCAACUGCUACAAAUCAUGUUUUAAAAGACGCUCAGAAGAUUUUGCAUGUUCAGAAGUGCAUUACUUUUACUGCAUCUUUCAACCGGCCCAAUCUUUACUAUGAGGUUCGGCAUAAGCCUUCAAACAAUGAAGAUUUCAUUGAGGACAUAGUUAAGCUCAUUAAUGGAAGAUACAAAGGACUCUCAGGAAUCGUUUACUGUUUUUCUCAGAAGGAUUCUGAGCAAGUUACGGUGAGUUUACAGAAACUGGGAAUCAAGGCAGGGACUUACCAUGCAAACAUGGAUGCUAAAUAUAAGACCAAAGUUCAUAAAGGAUGGGCAGCAAAUCAAAUCCAGGUUGUAGUUGCAACUGUUGCUUUUGGCAUGGGGAUUGAUAAACCUGAUGUGAGGUUUGUAAUUCAUCAUUCUAUGAGCAAAUCCAUGGAGAACUAUUACCAAGAGAGUGGACGUGCAGGUAGAGAUGACCAAAAAGCUGACUGCAUAUUGUAUUAUGGUUUUGGAGAUAUAUUCAGAAUCAGCUCAAUGGUAGUGAUGGAAAAUGUAGGGCAAGAAAAACUGUAUGAUAUGGUGUCUUACUGCCAGGAUAUGAACAAAUGUCGCCGGGUCCUCAUAGCCCAUCAUUUUGAUGAAGUAUGGGAUUCUGCAAACUGCAACAAAAUGUGUGAUAACUGCUGUAGAGAGAACUCAUAUGAGAAAAUGGAUAUAACAGGAUACUGCAGAGAUCUAGUUAAGAUACUUGAGCAAGCUGAAAACAUGAGCGAAAAACUCACCCCGCUGAAAUUAAUCGAUGCAUGGUCUGGGAAAGGUGUAUCAAAAUUCAGGGUGGCUGAAGUUACUCCACCAAAACACCCUCGAGAGGAACUGGAGAGAAUUAUUGCCCAUUUACUGCUGCAGCAGUAUCUGAAGGAAGACUUCAGCUUCACGGCAUUUGCUACAAUAUCCUACAUAAAGAUAGGACCAAAAGCAGGUCUGCUGAAAAAUGAGGCACACGUCAUCACUCUACAAGGGAUAACAAACAAGAAAAGUGUUCACAAGAACAAACUGUCUCAGUCUUCGAAUCCGAAAGGAAACAGAGACAAUGCUCAAGCAAUUUCAAAGAUUGCACAAGAUUCAGCAGGGAAGAAGUCACAGGAACUUAAACGGCCUAACUCUGGUGCUAACUUAAAAGCAAAGAAGCUUAAGCUUCAGGCAAGUGGAGAUGACCAAUUGGUAGUUCUUGACUGAGUUUCAG